ACGCAAAGUGAGCGUCACUCUGACGCUCAGAUGUAGGCGCAGUUGGGCACGCGCGCAGGGAGACAGGCCCGUCGAGGAAACAGCAUUCAAACAAUAAUUAUGAAUUCAAACGUCUUGUUUUUUGCACAUAUGUAAAGAUAGACCAUUUUUUAAGCUCUCGUAUGAUAGUUGGAGCAGGUGCUAAUAAGUGCAAUCAUAUUUGCAAACAGUAGUAGCGAAAAGUACAAAGUAACCGGCUUUAUGCGAUCAGGCGGCUAGGCCUCACCUGGCCCGUUGUGUCUCGGCUCAAGCAUGCAUCCCUCCUGGGGCGCUUACGGAGGUGGACCCCAGCCUCCUCCACACUUCGGCCCGCGGCCUCAUCAGUUUAGGGGAGCACAGCCUCCAGCAGCAGGAGGAGGAGGAGGAUAUGGGGCUCCGUCUCUUCCAGCGUCGUCAAAUUUCUCUAGUUUACACGAACAGCAUUUACAGCAAAUGCAGCAGCUGCAGCAGCUCCAUCAGAAGCAGCUGCAGUCGGUGCUGCAUCACUCCGGCAACACCAGCAGCGGCAGCGGGCCUCCGUACUGGCAGACAGGCCCCAACAGCUUUCAAGAUCCGUCCGCUCCGAGAGGUCCAGCCGGCCCACCUCAGCCCCAGCUCCAGCCUCAGCCUCCGCCGCCAGACGCGCAGCCUCCAGCUCCCGAGCCUCCUUCAUCUUCAUCACCUGCAGUGAAGGCUCCAGCUCCAGCACCUCAGGUUAGCGAAGCCAGUGCAUCGUUGGCGGAUGAAAAACCCGACUUUUCGUCGAUGUCUUUGCAGGAGCAGCAGGAAUAUUGGUAUCAGCAGCACCGUCAAAAUUUGCAGAAGCUGAAAAACGAGAAGGCUAAGCAGAAUCAAAAUUCAUCUAAUGGAAGCAAUGCUCCUGCUCCACCGCCUCCAGUUGAACCCCCAAAGAGCACCCCACCACCCCCACCUCCCAAAGAGGAACCCCCUCCUCCCCCACCACCAGAGGAAUCGAAGCCCAGUGGGAUCACUGAUACAGGAGACCCAGCUGAAGCAGCACGUCUUCAGCAGCUGCAGGCGGCAGCUGCCCAUUGGCAGCAUGUACAGCAUCAAAGGGCCAGCAUUCAGUACCAGGCACUGAUGCAAGAGCAUGCUCAACUACAGCAUGUCCUGCAACAGUACCAGCAGGUUAUUCAGCAGCCAGCACAUCUACAGACAAUGCCCUUUGAGAUGCAAUUGCAACACUAUGAAAUGCAGCAACAGCGAUUUGCUCCCCUAUACCAAGAGUGGGACAGGCAUUUUAAUUUGUGGUUGGAACAGUUUCAGUCAUACCCACACAAAGACCAGCUACAUGAUUACGAAGCCCAAUGGAGACAAUGGCAAGAGCAAAUGAAUUCAACUUCAGCUCAUCUGCAAGAGCGAGUCACAUCUUUAAGAGCUAUGCAGCAUCAGUAUGGUACAGCUCCUUCAUAUGGGGGCUUAAUGGGACCAUAUGGGCAGCAUCGACUCCCUGGACCAGACGGAAACAUGCAUUUAGCUAACCGAGGGCUUCCAUCUAUGCCUCCACCAGUUAAAAUGGAUGCCAUGCCGGUGCCUUCACCACAGGUCCCACCACCAUCUGGACCGGUUAUUCCACAUGGGCCAUCACCUGCAGAACCAUUCCCCUCUCCUGGGUCAAAUUCUGUCUCUGAAACAUGUAAAACUGCUGGACCACCUGGACUAGGAGUUCGACCUCCUGGGCCCCCUGGGCCUCAUGGGCCCCCUGGGCCUCAUGGGCCUCAUGGGCCUCAAGGAAGAUUUGAUGGCCCAAGGUUUGAUGGUCCUAGAGGCCCACGGUUUGAACAGCCAUUCCAGCAACGGUUUAGUGCACCACCUAGAUUUGACGGUGGUCAGCGAUUUAACCGACCACCCAGAGGUAAUCCUCCUCACCCUGGUCCUCCAGCAAGACCCGAGAACCCCCCUAGGCUGAAUGCACCUACACGAUUUGAAAGACCCCCUGUACCUCCUCAACAACCAGGGUAUGGAGCGCAAUCCAGUCCUGUCCCUGGGGUUCAAACAAAACAAACAUCAGAAAAACCUGAUGCACCACCAGUUGCCCAAUCUCAAACAGGUCCAGAAAAAAACAAAAGUGUUCAAGAUCAAAAUAUCAAAAAAGAUGGGGCUUCCACUCGUCCAUCACUGACAGAUGACAUAUUGGACUCAGUGGAUGGAUUUUUUAUCCAGAGUGGACCCAUUCCUCAAACUAAGGAUACUGACAAUACCAUUGCUGAUACUGCAAAGCAGGAUAAGGUAAAAGAAGAUACUGCUAAACCUUCCCUACCUACAAAAAGUCCAAAUACCACCAACACAAACUCUCAGAAGCUAAGCUCACAACCAACAUUCUCUAAAACCAACAAUGUUUCUAACAGGCCACCACAACAGGCAAAGCCUCCUCAUGAUAAGUUUAAAACUGAUACACCUAAGGAGGCUCCUAGGGGGCCACAUGUGAUGAAUCAAACGGGUCCACCGCAGGUAACCAGAGGAAGGGGCCAAGGGCCAGUCCCUCUCAGAGGCAGGGGCCGUGCACGUGGCCGAGGACAAUACGGAGGACAAAUGGUUGAUCCCAACUGUCAGAGAGAAAUUAUGUCAGAAGAUCCCUAUGACCAUCAGCAACCAGAAGACAUAACGCAUGGAGAGGACCAGGAUUCGGCUUGGAGAGACCCCUCUUUGGAAGGUCCUGGAGAAAUGGAUGACCAGGAAGCACCCCAUGAGAUGUGGCAUCCAGAGGAGGAACACUUCCCUGAAGAGUACUAUAAAAUGCCUAGAGAGAGAAGACCUUCAGUGGGUCACAAGGAGCACCCAGAGACCACACAUCCAGAUGAAAACUGGGAAGAAGAACCACAAGAAUACUGGGAGGAAGAAGAUCCAUACUGGACAGAGAGAAGACCCCCUAUGUAUGGUAGACCUCCUUUUCCUCCAGGUGGCCCCAGAAAACCCCCUUUUCAUCCUCGAUUUAUGCUUCAUGGUCCAAGGCGCCCCCCUCCUCCUGGUCCCGCACAUGGACCUCCUCACAUGGGACCACGCGGGAUAAUGGGACCACGGUUCAGACGUGGUCUAGGCCCAUGGGGACCACCACCACCCCGCCAUGACAUGAUGGAGCGAGACAUGAGACCACCAGCACCUCAUGAAAUCUUAGCAAGGGAACCAGCAGGUUCUCUUGGAUAUGAAGAAGAAAUGGACAGAGAACCUGGAUGGGUUCAUCCUCGAGGGAGAGGGCUGAGACGUCCUCCUAUGCCUCCCCAUGAAAUGGAGAUAAGACGACCUCCCAUGAGACCCCCAAUCCCAAGGGAGAGGUGGCAUGUCCCUCCACCCCAUGAAGAAGAAAAUUACGAAGAAGAAUACCCAUAUGGUGCUGAGGAUGAUACGUACAGAAGGCCAACUCAUGAGUAUCAAGAUUACGAACAAGAUGAUGAGUGUUACGGUUCUCGUGAGGAAUGGGGCAGGGAACAACUUGACCAAGACUUUCCACCACGUCGCCCCCCAGAGCACAUUAGAGAGGAGCAUUGGCUAAAGGGAAGAGAAAGGUCAUUUCCAUAUGAUGAUGAGAAUCGGUAUAGAGAGGAGCGGAGAGGACCACCUUAUCAGGAAUGUGACAGGGAGCCUCCUUAUCACUCUCGUUCUGAAUGGGAAAGAAGUCCACCCCCACCAGCGAGAGAUUACUCUCAUCCAGUUGGUGAAACGGAGCCCCAUUAUGAACAUAACACAGAGCCGCUAGCUGGCCUGCCUGCACCUCAAGCUCUGGAUCCUCCACUUGAGCAAUCUUCACCUAGUGCAACUAAAACCGUACUUGCUCUUUCUCAAAGGCAGCAUGAGAUCAUUCUCAAAGCUGCCCAGGAAUUGAAAUUGAUAAGAGAGCUCCAGGAAAGCAAUAAGGUUUUGGGAGAAGCUUCAAACACGGAGUCAGCCGGGUUGCCUUCAGAACUUCCCGCUGGAAUUCUUGGAUUAGAAAUUCCACCUGAAGUUAAAAGUGCUCUGCAGGCUACCAAUUUAUUGUCAGAAACGGGACAGACUAAUCAGUCUUUGGAAGCUGGUUUGCCCUCUUCAAAUCAAUCUACAGGCUUCCUUCAUUCUUCAUCUCCUGCCCCUACAGCCUCAUUUAUUGCUAAAACAGUGGACUAUGGGCAUGGCCGUGAUGCUGGUGCAACAGUGGAAAGGAUUUCUUAUGGAGAGAGGAUUGUGUUAAGGCCUGCUCCACCGCCAUCUGAGCGAUCUUAUGAGAAAGAAUUGCUUGGCCUCAGAGACCCAUACUAUGACAGAAGAAGUGACCCAUAUGGUGGUCCCAGAGAUUAUGACAGGGAUUGGGAGAGAGAUCCGUACAGGGAGAAACCACAUCUGGAUUAUGAGAGAGACCGAUAUGAAAGGGACCGUUUCUUGCGAGAAGAUCGACCUCCACUUGGGCCUCGUCCCGGACACAGGGACAGAGAAAGAGAUCACCCAAGCCGCUCAAGCAGGGAUCGUGAGGUUUAUAACCGAACAAGCUAUGACAGGUCUUCCUAUGAAAGGAGUCUUGAGCAUUAUGACCAUGGAUCUUCAAGCUAUGGUAGUGAUCGGAGGAGCUAUCCAGAUGAGCGCCCUCCACCACCCACAUCCCUGCCCCCUUCUGCUCCUGUUGCACCUCCUCGUGUGGAGAAGAAACCAGAGACAAAGAAUGCUGAAGACAUCCUCAAACCGCCAGGUCGAUCAGCUCGGCCUGACAGGAUUGUGGUCAUCAUGCGUGGGUUACCUGGAAGUGGCAAAAGUCAUGUUGCAAAGCUUAUUAGGGAUAAAGAAGUCGAAUGCGGUGGUGCGCCACCCAGAGUUCUUGGUCUAGAUGAUUAUUUCAUGACUGAAGUAGAAAAAGUUGAGAAGGACCCUGAUUCUGGGAAGCGCGUCAAAACCAAGGUUCUUGAAUAUGAAUAUGAACCAGAAAUGGAAGAUACUUAUCGAAGCAGCAUGCUGAAGACAUUCAAGAAAACACUGGAUGAUGGAUUUUUCCCCUUCAUAAUACUGGAUGCCAUCAAUGAUAAAGUGAAGUACUUUGACCAGUUCUGGAGUGCUGCUAAGACGAAGGGUUUUGAGGUGUACUUGGCUGAAAUCACCACUGAUCACCAAACAUGUGCAAAGAGAAACAUACAUGGACGAAUACUAAAGGAUAUUACAAAGCUGGCCAGUGGCUGGGAAUCUGCACCACCACAUAUGGUACGACUAGACAUCAGGUCUCUACUGCAGGAUGCUGCGAUUGAAGAUGUGGAGAUGGAAGACUUCAACCCAUCUGAAGAAGAACCAAAAUCUGAUGUGAAACCGGAAGACGAUGACGAGACUGAUCUGGGAUACCUUCCGAAAAGCAAAUGGGAGAUGGACACAUCAGAAGCAAAGCUUGACAAACUGGAUGGUCUGGCGGGUGGAGGCAAGAGAAAACGAGAAACUGAUGUGUCUGGCAUGGAGGACUUCCUUCAGCUGCCCGAUGACUAUGCCAGUCGCAUGUCUGAACCUGGCAAAAAGAGGGUGCGCUGGGCUGAUCUUGAAGAGAAGAAGGAUGCCGACAGAAAGCGCGCUAUUGGUUUUGUAGUCGGUCAGACAGACUGGGAGAAAAUCACGGAUGAGAGCGGCCAGCUUGCUCAGAGAGCUCUUAACCGCACCAAGUAUUUUUAGGAGAUUUUGUAAUGACAUUUGUACAGCAUUUAUGGUCACCAGUUCAUGAAAUUCUUCAUUUCCAAAGUGUACUGCCUGAUGAAGAAAGAGCAUCGUCUCUUCAGAAACUGGCGAUUAGUUGUUGGUCGAUCCUGUAGUACACGCAGUGGCCUUCAUAUAAUAUCUGGUGUAAUGUAAUCCCAAUCUUAUUUUAAUAGGUUAAGCAUUGUGUGUGGUUUUGUGUCAGUGGUCCAUAUGAUUGUAGGUGAUAUCCUUACUUUCUUUAUUUUUAUUCCAUAGAUCUAAUGUGUUUGGGCCUGAAAUAUUCUUGUAGUUCACACACAUGUACACACUCAAUAAAGCUUACAAAAGAA
This is a messenger RNA of Carassius carassius (crucian carp), 6002 nucleotides long. RefSeq names its product YLP motif-containing protein 1-like. The record is from RefSeq and is a predicted model, not a curated record. The transcript has 21 exons. Lineage: Eukaryota; Metazoa; Chordata; Actinopteri; Cypriniformes; Cyprinidae. Gene Ontology annotation, cellular component: nucleus. Bases 292 to 5649 code for a protein of 1785 amino acids. Gene Ontology annotation, biological process: regulation of telomere maintenance.